This is a messenger RNA of Pteropus alecto (black flying fox), 2984 nucleotides long. It is a transcript of the gene KIT, whose product is annotated as KIT proto-oncogene receptor tyrosine kinase. The coding region runs from base 29 to 2962 and encodes 977 amino acids. The record is from RefSeq and is a predicted model, not a curated record. Lineage: Eukaryota; Metazoa; Chordata; Mammalia; Chiroptera; Pteropodidae. The transcript is spliced from 21 exons. Gene Ontology annotation, cellular component: signaling receptor complex. Gene Ontology annotation, biological process: B cell differentiation; protein phosphorylation; positive regulation of MAP kinase activity. Gene Ontology annotation, molecular function: ATP binding; transmembrane receptor protein tyrosine kinase activity; cytokine binding.
GUCCUCCGAUCCCAGAGCAGCCUCCGCGAUGAGAAGCGCUCGCGGUGCCUGGGGUUUCCUCUGCGUCCUGAUCCUCCUGCUCGGCCUCCAGACAGGCUCUUCUCAACCAUCUGUGAGUCCAGGGGAACUAUCUCCACCAUCCAUCCAUCCAGCAGAAUCAGAGUUAAGAGUCAGUGUUGGCGAUGAGAUUAGGCUGUUGUGCACUGAUCCAGGAUUUGUCAAAUGGACUUUUGAGACCUUGGGUCAAUUGAGUGAGAAAACAUACAAUGAAUGGGUCAUGGAGAAAGCAGAGGCCACCAAUACAGGCAAUUACACAUGCACCAAUAAGGACGGCUUAAGCAGUUCCAUUUACGUGUUUGUUAGAGAUCCUGCAAAGCUUUUCCUCAUUGACCUUCCCUUGUAUGGGAAAGAAGGCAAUGAUACACUCGUUCGCUGUCCUCUGACUGACCCAGAAGUGACCAAUUACUCCCUCAUGGGAUGCGAGGGGAAACCUCUUCCCAAGGACUUGACGUUUGUCGCUGAUCCCAAGGCUGGCAUCACGAUCAGAAAUGUGAAGCGCGAGUAUCAUCGGCUCUGCUUACACUGCUCUGCGGACAAGAAGGGCAAGUCGGUGCUGUCGAAGAAAUUCUCUCUGAAAGUGAGGGCAGCUAUCAGAGCUGUACCAGUUGUGUCUGUGUCCAAAGCAAGCUAUCUUCUUAGGGAAGGGGAAGAAUUUACAGUGACAUGCUUGAUAAAAGAUGUGUCUAGUUCUGUGGACUCAAUGUGGAUAAAAGAAAACAGCCAGCCGACUAAAGCACAGGUAAAGAGGAAUAGCUGGCAUCAGGGUGACUUCAAUUUCCUACGUCAGGAGAGGUUGACUAUCAGCUCAGCAAAAGUUAAUGAUUCUGGAGUGUUCAUGUGUUAUGCCAAUAAUACUUUUGGAUCAGCAAAUGUCACAACAACCUUGGAAGUAGUAGAUAAAGGAUUCAUUAAUAUCUUCCCUGUGGCAAAUACUACAAUAUUUGUAAAUGAUGGAGCUAAUGUAGAUCUGGUUGUUGAAUAUGAGGCAUACCCGAAACCUGAACACCUACAGUGGAUUUAUAUGAACAAAACCUUCACUGAUAAGUGGGAGAGUUAUCCCAAGUAUGAGAAUGAAAGUAAUAUCAGAUAUAUAACUGAACUUCACCUAACCAGAUUGAAAGGGACGGAAGGAGGCACUUACACAUUUCUAGUGUCCAAUUCUGAUGUUGAUUCUUCCGUGACAUUUAACGUUUAUGUGAACAUAAAACCAGAAAUCCUGACUCAUGAGAGGCUCAUGAAUGGCAUGCUCCAGUGUGUGGCAGCAGGAUUCCCAGAGCCCACAAUAGAUUGGUAUUUUUGUCCAGGAACUGAGCAGAGAUGUUCAGUUCCUGUUGGGCCGGUGGAUGUGCAGAUACAAAACUCAUCUGUGUCACCAUUUGGAAAACUAGUGGUUCAAAGUUCCAUCGAUUACAGUGCAUUCAAGCUCAAUGGCACGGUUGAGUGUAGGGCUUACAACGAUGUGGGCAAGAGUUCUGCCUUUUUUAACUUUGCAUUUAAAGGUAACAGCAAAGAACAAAUCCAUCCCCACACCUUGUUCACGCCUUUGCUGAUUGGUUUUGUGAUCGCAGCUGGUAUGAUGUGCAUCAUCGUGAUGAUUCUUACAUACAAAUAUUUACAGAAACCCAUGUAUGAAGUACAGUGGAAGGUUGUUGAGGAGAUAAAUGGAAACAAUUAUGUUUACAUAGACCCAACGCAACUUCCUUAUGAUCACAAAUGGGAGUUUCCCAGAAACAGGCUGAGUUUUGGGAAAACUUUGGGUGCUGGUGCCUUCGGGAAAGUUGUUGAGGCCACUGCAUACGGCUUAAUUAAAUCGGAUGCGGCCAUGACCGUUGCUGUGAAGAUGCUCAAACCAAGUGCUCAUUUAACGGAAAGAGAAGCUCUAAUGUCUGAACUCAAAGUCUUGAGUUACCUUGGUAAUCAUAUGAAUAUUGUGAAUCUUCUUGGAGCAUGCACCAUUGGAGGGCCCACCCUGGUCAUUACAGAAUAUUGUUGCUAUGGUGAUCUUUUGAACUUUUUGAGGAGAAAACGUGAUUCAUUUAUCUGCUCAAAGCAGGAAGACCAUGCAGAAGCAGCCCUUUAUAAAAACCUUCUGCAUUCAAAGACGUCUUCGUGCAGUGAUAGUACUAAUGAGUACAUGGACAUGAAACCUGGAGUUUCUUAUGUUGUACCAACCAAGGCAGACAAAAGGAGAUCUGCGAGAAUAGGCUCGUACAUAGAAAGAGACGUAACCCCUGCCAUCAUGGAAGAUGACGAGUUGGCCCUGGACCUGGAAGACCUGCUCAGCUUUUCUUACCAGGUGGCAAAGGGCAUGGCUUUCCUUGCCUCAAAGAAUUGUAUUCACAGAGACUUGGCAGCCAGAAAUAUCCUCCUUACUCAUGGUCGAAUCACGAAGAUUUGUGAUUUUGGUCUAGCCAGAGACAUCAAGAAUGAUUCUAAUUACGUGGUCAAAGGGAAUGCUCGGCUACCUGUGAAAUGGAUGGCACCUGAAAGCAUUUUCAACUGUGUGUACACAUUUGAAAGUGAUGUGUGGUCCUAUGGGAUUUUUCUGUGGGAGCUGUUCUCCUUAGGAAGCAGCCCCUACCCUGGAAUGCCAGUGGAUUCUAAGUUCUACAAGAUGAUCAAGGAAGGUUUCCGAAUGCUGAGCCCUGAGCAUGCACCCGCCGAAAUGUAUGCCAUAAUGAAAACUUGCUGGGAUGCUGAUCCUCUAAAAAGGCCGACAUUCAAGCAGAUCGUUCAGCUGAUCGAGAAGCAGAUUUCAGACAGCACCAAUCAUAUUUAUUCCAACUUAGCAAACUGGAGCCCCAACCAGGAGAGUGCUGUGGUGGACCAUUCCGUACGGAUCAAUUCCGUGGGCAGCAGCGCCUCGUCCACGCAGCCUCUGCUCGUACAUGAAGACGUCUGAAGCAGAAUGGAUAUCUGCGAGU